AUGCGACGCAAGCCACGCCCGAUAUUUUAUUCAUCUGGUGGAAAUUUUAUUUUUAUGUUUACAGUUAUAGGUUUCUUUGUAGACGAGCUCCGGUCCCACAAGGAGAAGCAUGAUUUUUUUGUGGCCCAUGCCGUGAGUGCUGCCGGAAUUUGGGUGGUGUUGAUGUCGCUAGCGGGAUGGGCGUGCGCGCAGAUUCCCGCUCCUGCCGCACUCGAGCGAUUGUGGGGCCAGGACCCGGCGCCGACUCGUCCCGUCUGCCCCCAUGCCGGCAGCCGUGCACAGUGUGGGCAGAGCGGCGCGACACCUACCGUGUUGACGAAGUCGCCCGGGGGCCGGCGGGGCAGUGGCGAAACGCGGAGAGAACCACCCCGCUGCCGCGAAAAAGAGAGCCUCUCACUUUUGGCGAGCAAGGUUCACCGGGCGCGCCGCCGGCCGACUGCGGCAGGCUCCGCCCCCACCCGCGGGGAUGGAAGCCUGCGCGCGCCGCAUAUGCCAGGCGCGGGCAUUGUAGCCGCGCGCCCGCGGCCCCUUGGUGUUUUCGGCCCGGCUUGCCCCUGUCGCGUUGCCGCCCCGGCCUUCUAAUAAAUGGGGGCCCGGCCCGGAGAAGUUCCCAAAUGAAUUCGGUGGGGUCCCUGUGCUACGAUUUUGCUGUGCUUCGUUGGUGUCCUAGCCCGGCAGCUUGUCGUGCGCGCGCGCGCGGCUGGCUCUAUUCCGUCUGCCGGGUGUCGGCGCGCAGCGCUUUAUGUGGAGCCGGGUCCACUCACAUCGCAGAAGAUGUUGGAGUCGCUCAUGCGGCCACCAGCCUCGAAUUGUCCACCGAGUGAGAUGCCAAUAGUUCUUGUCAGUACUCGGGAUGGUGAUGCCCCGAUUUGGGGAAAAACCCCGUCUCUUCUUCUUGUUGCAGGUCCAAGGAGCGAAGGAACAAGGCGGCAGUAC
Molecule: messenger RNA, 936 nt
Organism: Amoebophrya sp. A120
Lineage: Eukaryota; Dinophyceae; Syndiniales; Amoebophryaceae
Source: the annotation of a GenBank genome assembly